AUGCAAAGAAAUAGGGUAAAUUGGCUUCGGGAUAGAGAUAGAAAUACAAAAUAUUUCCAUGCUCAAGCAAAUGGGAGGAGGAAGAAAAAUACCAUUAUUGGUAUCGAAGGGGAAGAUGGCCGGUGGACUACUGAUUUAGAUGAGAUCCAAGCGAUUGCUACUUCUUACUUUCAGAAACUUUUUAAUUCUACUGAACCUAAGCACUUUAAUGAUGUACUUGAGAAAAUCCAACAUCGAGUCACAACAGAGAUGAACGCUUCUCUUCUAUCAGAGUUCACAGCAGAGGAGAUUCAUACAGCACUCAACCAAAUGCACCCCACUAAGGCACCAGGUCCUGAUGAUGUUAAUCAAACUCAUAUUGCUUUAAUUCCCAAAGUGAAAGAGCCAAAGAACAUGAUGCAGUUUAGACCCAUCAGCCUCUGUAAUGUCAUGUACAAAAUUAUUUCCAAAGUUUUGGUGAACAGGUUGAAAGUGUUUCUUCCCAACUGUAUCAGCGAGAAUCAAAGUGCGUUUGUCCCAGGGCGCCUCAUCACUGAUAAUAUUCUGGUGGCUUAUGAACUUCUUCACACCUUGAGAAGUAAUCAGAAGGGGAAACAGGGGUUCUUUGCGCUUAAACUGGAUAUGAGCAAAGCUUACGACCGUGUGGAAUGGGAUUUUUUAGAAGCUGUUAUGUUGAGAUUGGGUUUUGAUGGCAGGUGGGUUAACAUGAUUAUGUCUUGCGUUUGUUCUGUCUCUUUUUCUGUAGUUGUGAAUGGUGAAGUUACGGAUGGUUUUAGUCCUGGUAGGGGGUUGAGACAAGGAGAUCCUUUAUCUUCGUAUUUGUUCCUAUUCUGCACCGAGGCUCUCUUUGCAAUGCUAUCUGAUUGUCAGAACGGAGUAGCUGCAAGUCGAAAUGGGCCGAGAGUAAAUCACUUAUUUUUUGCUGAUGACAGCCUUUUGUUUGGUAAAGCAAAUUUGGCUGAGAGUAAAAAAGUGAAGGAUAUACUUACGAGGUAUGAAGAAUGCUCGGGCCAAAAAAUUAAUUUUGACAAGUCAGCCAUAAUUUUUGGUAGUAAUGUUGAUCAAAGUCGGAGGGAUGAGUUGUUAAAUUUGUUUGGUGUCAUAGAACAGGACUGUAUUGAGAAGUAUUUAGGCUUACCUGCUAUGGUGGGGAGGAACCGUCGGCAAGCUUUUGGGGCUUUAAAAGAUCGAAUCUCUAAGAAGCUUCAGAGUUGGAAUAUUCGGAUGUUCUCUCAGGGUGGUAGAGAAAUCAUGAUCAAAGCAGUUCUUCAAGCUAUUCCUACUUACACGAUGAAUGUCUUUUCACUUCCCAAAUCUUUAUGUACUGAGAUAAACAACAUGCUUUCACGAUUUUGGUGGAAGCAAAAUGGAGAUAAGAGGCCAUUGUACUGGAGCUUUGAAAGCUUGAUAUUUUCCGAGAACAAAUUUCUUGGAAGCAAAGCUUGGUUGGAAUCGCUCAUACACUUGGCGCAGUAUUUUGAGUGCACAACCCCUGCUAAAAUAUGGAGUUCGGUGGAGAGUGGACUUCAAAUUGCUGAUAGGAUGGUGUGGCAUUAUGAUAAUAAAGGUUUUUAUUCGGUUCGAAGUGGGUACAGAGUACUAUGUAAUCUACAAGGGGUCUAUGAUGAUCUGGAUCCGUUAGCUAUUGCACAUGACAAGGAGGUUUACCAAACGGUUUGGAAAGCAAAUGUUCCCCCGAAAGUAAAAAUUUUUGGCUGGCGUAUGACCCAAGAUAUUCUUCCGGUUGCUGAUAAUCUCUAUUAUCGAGGGAUGGAUGUGGAUCGAACUUGCUUUCGGUGUAAACUUGAUAAUGAAUCGGGACCUCAUGCCAUCCUGGAAUGUGAAUAUGCGGAUGCGGUUUGGAGGAUAGUUCGAGAGAAAUAUAUGAACCAUGAUGCAGGAGAUGAUCUUCGAUCGGCUGGAAGCUUCUUUGGUGAGACUAAAUGGCGUGACAUAGCACUGCUCACUUCUUGGGCUGUUUGGAAUGAUGAAAAUGCUAAUUUUCAUGAUGGACUUAGAAGGGAUCCACAACACACAGUUGAAUUUAUCGGAUCAUAUAUCAUUGAGUUCCAACGAUGCCAGGAGGCUGUAACUUCACUGCCAAAACAUAUAGUCCCGGUAAGAUGGAAAGCACCACCGAUAGGAGUAGUUAAAGUAAAUUUUGAUGCUUCCUUUCAGGCUGCUACAUCACUUGGUGGUUUCGGUGCUGUGGGGCGGGAUGGUUCUGGUGAAGUGCUUGGUUCUAUAGCCGGAAGAUUGGAGCAAGUUGCAGAUGCGUUUGCUGCAGAAGCAAAAGCUGCUGUCAAAGCUAUUAUUUGGGCCCGAGAGAUGGGGUUCACAGACAUCAUUGUGGAGGGUGAUGCUUUGAUAAUUAUAAAGAAAGUGAAUUCAACUUUGGAGGAUCUCUCACCGAUUGGGAUAUAUACUGAAGAGCUCAAGUUCUAUCGUUCCAUGUUUAAUUCUUGUUCUUUUCACCAUGUUGGUCGAGAUGGUAACGGAGUUGCCCAUGCAUUGGCUACUUAUGGGAUAUCUUUGACAGAAGAUUUAGUUUGGAUGGAAGAAGUCCCUGAAUUAAUCUUGGAUGUACUCAAAAACGAUUAUACCGGUAAUGAUCUUGUACUGAAUCCUUCAACUCCAUGUGCUAGGCUACCCUAUGGUGAAACCUUCUUCAACAGGCCAACUGGUAGAUGCUCCAAUGGCUUGUUAAUGAUUGAUUUUCUUGCAAUGUCUGCUAAAUUCCCAUUACUUGAAGCCUACCUAAACAAAGAUGGAUCAUUUGAUCGUGGAGUUAACUUCGCGGUCACCGGAGCUACUGCCUUGCCUAUGGGAGAUCCGGGAAUCAACUCUCUAAGUGAACAACUUGAAUGGAUGUUUAGCUAUUUUAAUAGAACUUGUGGCUUGGACAAAGAUUGUUUGGAGAGAAAUGGAAGAGCUCUUUUCUUGGUUGGGGAGAUAGGAGGAAAUGACUAUAACUAUGCCUUCUGGGACGACCGAAAAACCGUAGAGGAGGUUAAAGCCAUGGUGCCCAAUGUAGUCCAAGCUAUAAGAGAUGCUGUCAAAAGAGUUAUCGGAUUUGGUGCUACUCGGAUAAUUGUUCCUGGGAACUUCCCCAUAGGCUGCUUUCCUUUAUAUCUGGGUCAAUUUCGAACUAAUGAUACCGGUGCUUAUGAUGAACAUCAUUGUCUCAAGUAUUUGAAUGACUUUUCGAUCUAUCAUAACGAUUAUCUCCAACAAGCGAUCGAGGAGCUAAAACAAGAACAUCCCAAUGUGAUCAUUGUCUAUGGGAAUUACUACGAUUCAUUCCUCUGGCUUUUCAGCAAGGCUAAUAUGCUUGGUUUUGAUCCGAAAUCAUUACAAGAAGGUUGUUGCGGAAUUGGAGGUGCAACAGCAUGUUCAAUUGGAGGUGCAACAGUAUGUUCAAACCCUGAUGAACGAGUGAGUUGGGAUGGAGUUCAUUUGACACAAAGGGCUUAUGAAUUAAUGGCAUCAUGGCUUAUCCGGGACAUUUAUCCGAAACUGCAAUGCAAGCAAUUUGAUUCAUAUAGUUCUUCUAUCUAG
Messenger RNA from Corchorus capsularis, 3558 nucleotides. The record is from the annotation of a GenBank genome assembly. NCBI's taxonomy places the organism in Eukaryota, Viridiplantae, Streptophyta, Magnoliopsida, Malvales, Malvaceae.